AUGGCUGGCUCCGCUCUCCGCAAGGGCUACCUAGUCCUCUACAAUGCCGCCUCGGCCGUCUCCUGGGCGAUGAUUCUCGUCCGCGUCGCGUCCGUUUACUUGGCCAACGGCGCGGGCGCCGUGCCCCUGGUCGUUGACGACUUUGCUCGCGUUACGCAGACUUUUGCUGUCAUGGAGAUCUUCCAUGCUCUUACCGGCAUCGUCCCCGCCCCCCUCUUCACCACCCUCAUGCAAGUCGCCUCCCGCCUUAUGCUCGUCUGGGGCAUUUCCUACCCUUUCCCGCAGCUCAACACCUCGACUUGGUACAGCUCCAUGCUUACCGCGUGGUCCACCACCGAGGUCAUCCGCUACACCUAUUUCGCGCUCAAGCAGUUCGACUUCAUCCCUUACUUUUUGCACUGGUUGCGUUACUCGGCUUUCCUGGUUCUGUACCCCAUGGGCAUCAGCUCCGAGGUGGCCAUGAUCAUCAAGGGGCUCGUGGGACCGGCCGAUAAGCUCGCGCCUUGGUACCCGUAUGCGCUGGUUGCCGUGCUGUUGUCGUAUAUCCCUGGCUCGGUGAUCCUGUAUAGCCAUAUGUUGAGCCAGAGGAGGAAGCAGGUUGGUGGUGGUGCUAAGGGCGCCGCUAAGAAGGCGAAGAAGAGCCAGUAA
Sordaria macrospora k-hell is the source of this 648-nucleotide messenger RNA. RefSeq lists its product as uncharacterized. NCBI's taxonomy places the organism in Eukaryota, Fungi, Ascomycota, Sordariomycetes, Sordariales, Sordariaceae. Gene Ontology annotation, biological process: sphingolipid biosynthetic process; fatty acid elongation; very long-chain fatty acid biosynthetic process. The record is from RefSeq and is a predicted model, not a curated record. Gene Ontology annotation, molecular function: 3-hydroxyacyl-CoA dehydratase activity. Gene Ontology annotation, cellular component: endoplasmic reticulum membrane.